Equus caballus (horse) is the source of this 6079-nucleotide messenger RNA. It is a transcript of the gene SETDB2, whose product is annotated as SET domain bifurcated histone lysine methyltransferase 2. Gene Ontology annotation, molecular function: histone H3K9 methyltransferase activity; DNA binding; zinc ion binding. Gene Ontology annotation, biological process: heterochromatin organization; negative regulation of gene expression. Lineage: Eukaryota; Metazoa; Chordata; Mammalia; Perissodactyla; Equidae. Gene Ontology annotation, cellular component: nucleus. The record is from RefSeq and is a predicted model, not a curated record.
GUAUACAACCAAUGGGCUCCCGGCCAGGUGAUGGAAGUCGUCGGUGUCCGACUCCUCCCAUUUAGGGUUCGUGUUAGGUAGGCCUGGACUUUAGAAAUUGGGGGGUGCACACUCCCUGGCUGAGGCGAGGUGGAACAGUUGUUGCUGAGGUGAGAUCUAGUACAUGGUGAAGUAGGUCCCGGCCAGGGGACACUUGGGGCCGUGGGCUGUCGGUGGCGUGGAGUCGGAGAGGAGCCCGGCCCGCGGGGAAAUCCAGCCUGUCCUACGGAGCGGGCGGAGGACAGCCGUCAGGUCCGGCGGGCGGCUUGGAAAACGCAGUGGAGCCCGUGAAGCCGAGGCACGGCCUUGGGUUGCCCCGCGACGGCUCCUCCGGCCCAGGACCUUGCAACCUCCCUUCUCCUUUCACUCACGUGCAGUCCCGGGCUGGAGAAUUGAUCGCGGGCGCACUGAGUUCUCAACCCCCAUUUCGGUCUCAGUCUCCCGGUGGACACCUUAAUAUGAGGUGACUGCUCAGCAGCUGGGAACCAGAGGCUAUAAAAAGGGCUGUAGGAAAUGGACUGCAGUAUAAAAUCCAGAAGCAGAACUUGAAGGUCUAACCACUGACCCAUUUCGCAGAGUACAUUCAUGGACCAAAAGAUGAAGUUGGUAUUUAUUUUUAAAAAGAUAUUGUCAAUGAACUGAUAUGACUAUAAAUAUUCAUUUGAUAAAGAUGCAUGGACUUGUCAUUAGUUUGGACUAGUGGUCAUUUCUGAAAGUUUCUUCAACCACAAUUUCUAUUUGAAAAUUGAAGUAUCAAAGAAUAUUUGGUUUAGAAUGGUAUAAUGAUGUAUUUUCUUUGAGGACUGCGAAUUUCAUAGAGACCACAGUUGGAUCCCAGUUAUAUUCUCCAAUCAAAGUGAUUCACUCCUUUAAUGAAGUUAAUUUUGAAGAGUUUUAUGUUUAUAAACAACGCCAAAAGAUGGGAGAAAGAAAUGAUGUCCACCUCAAAUAAAGACAAAUCCCUAGUGUGAAGUAUUGACUCAUAUCCAUGAAAAGAAACAUGGUGAUGCAAAAACUUUCUGGAUGGAGCUGGAAGAUGAUGGAAAAGUGGACUUCAUAUUUGAACAAGUGCAAAAUGUGCUGCAGUCACUGAAACAAAAGAUCAAAGAUGGGUCUGCCACAAAUAAAGAAUACGUUCAAGCAAUGAUUCUAGUGAAUGAAGCAACUAUAAGUAAGAAUUCAACAUUGGUAAAGGAUCAUACAUCUGUGACCCAAAAUGAACAGGAAAACAAAUCAAUUUCAUUGCCGUCUACAUCCCAUGAAGACUCCUUUCCGGAAUACUGUACAUUUCUAUUCCCCCAAAAUAAGGAAAUUUCUCCUCUGGAAAAUAGAGUUGCAAACUUUAGAAAAAAAGAGUCAUCUUCAAAUUUAUCUUACCAAAGUCAUGACUGCUCUGGUGCCUGUCUGAAGAAAAUGCCACUAACCUUCAAGGGAGAAAACCCUCUGCAGCUGCCAAUCAAAUGCCACUUCCAAAGACGACAUGCGAAGACAAACUCUCAUUCUUCGGCACUCCAUGUGAGUUAUAAAACCCCUUGUGGAAGGAGUCUACGAAACGUGGAGGAAGUUUUUCGUUACCUGCUUGAGACAGAAUGUAACUUUUUAUUUACAGAUAACUUUUCUUUCAAUACCUAUGUUCAGUUGACUCGAAAUUACCCAAAGCAAGAAGAAAUUGUUUCUGAUGUGGAUAUUAGCAAUGGAGUGGAAUCGGUGCCCAUUUCUUUCUGUAAUGAAAUUGACAAUAGAAAGCUUCCACUGUUUAAGUACAGAAAGACUAUGUGGCCACGAGCAUAUUAUCUAAACAGCUUUUCCAACAUGUUUACUGAUUCAUGUGACUGUUCUGAGGGCUGCAUAGACAUAACAAAAUGUGCAUGUCUUCAACUGACAGCAAGGAAUGCCAAGACUUGCCCCUUGUCAAGUAAUAAAAUAACCACUGGAUAUAAAUAUAAAAGACUACAGAGACAAAUACCUACUGGCAUUUAUGAAUGCAGCCUAUUGUGCAAGUGUAAUCGACAAAUGUGUCAAAACCGAGUUGUCCAGCAUGGACCUCAAGUGAGGCUGCAGGUAUUCAAAACUGAAAAGAAAGGAUGGGGAGUACGCUGCCUAGAUGACAUCGACAGAGGAACAUUUGUUUGCAUUUAUUCAGGAAGAUUACUAAGCAGAUCUAACACUGAGAAAUCUGAUGCUAUUGAUGAAAAUGGAAAAGAAGAGAAUAUUAUGAAAAAUAUGUUUUCAAAAAAGAGGAAAAUAGAAGUUGCAGAUUGUGAGGUUGAAGUUAUCCCUUUAGAAUUGGAAACACAUCCUAGAAGUGCUGAGACUGAGACCUGUCCACCUAGGUUGAGUAAUAAUCUGAAACAGCCUGUUCCAGAAAUGAAAUGUAACAAUACUUCAAGAAUUCAAUAUCAUUCAGUCAUUAGAAGUCCUAAAGCCAAGACAGCCUUUAUUCAACGCAAUGGGGAAAAGAUGGGAUUUACUUCCUCAGACUUUGUUGCCUCAGAAGAUGAUGGAUUUAAACCAACCCAAGUACAUCUGAACUCUAAAGCCAUGGAAACGAAAAAGGACUCAAGCUCAAACCAAAUUGAAGAUUCCGAAGACAAUCUGCUGAUUGAAUCAGAUGUGAUAGAUAUAACUAAAGGUAGAGAAGAAACUCCACCAGGGGGCAGAUGUAACCAAGCAACCACAUUGGAUAAUCAGAAUAUUAUAAAGGAGUUUGAGGUUCAAAUACAAAAGCCCCAAGAGGAAAAAUCUCCAGCAUGUCAAAACCAGCAGGUCUUUUGUGAUAAAGAGUUGCCAAGUGAAACCAAGAAUACUUCAUCUGAUUCUCUAAAGAAGUUCAAUAAAGGGAAUGUGUUUUUAUUGGAUGCCACAAAAGAAGGAAAUGUGGGCCGCUUCCUUAAUCAUAGUUGUUGUCCAAAUCUUUUGGUACAGAAUGUUUUUGUAGAAACACAUGAUAAGAAUUUUCCACUGGUGGCGUUCUUCACUAACAGGUAUGUGAAAGCCAGAACAGAGCUAACUUGGGAUUAUGGUUAUGAAGCUGGGACUAUGCCUGAGAAAGAAAUCCUCUGCCAAUGUGGGGUUAAUAAAUGUAGAAAGAAAAUAUUAUAAAUCUGUAGCUAAUGCCUGUUAACGAAACUAGCUUAUCAAGCUGGAAUUAGAGCAAUGCAAGAGAACCCUCAGUCGUCAGUGGAACUAAUUUAAGUUGUGUCCAUCAGGAGAAUUCCUUGCAGUUUGCCCUCAUCGUGGGGGUUCAUUUGCGUGACUUAGAGAUGCCAGGAACAGAAUAAGGGCGUUUUCAAACGCAUAUGGUAUCCCUUGAUUCUUACUGCUGUUCAACUUUACAUGAGUAGGAUGGAAGUGUAUAUUUUAUAUGAAGUACCACUGUACAAUUUGUAACUUAUUUGUAAAUUAUCUAUUAAGAAAAACAAAUGUCACAAUAGAAUUCAGCUGUUCUUAUUGUUCUUAUUGCUUUUGUGAUUAUCAUCUUUGAGUUCAUACCCCUGGAGGGCCACAUUUCACAUCUUUAUUUAGAAAAUUUAUGUAUGUUUAAUUCCUGGCAAAUAAUUUACUAUUAUGAGCCAUAAGGUGGGCAGCAGAGCCUGAGGAACAUGUAAAAACUAACUUUAUACACACUACUUCCAAGUAUUUUGGCGCUAGUUGGAGAAGCUAUAUCUGGUCCAUGAAACACUGUCCCAUGAAACCAUUCCCCUAUGGGGAAGCUUUUGGUAAACUCUUUGAAAUUAAGCUUCUUUUCCAUGGAUUCUCUUUACUCCUUCAAUACAAGCACAGACAGGAAAAGAGGGAAUAAAAACCUAGAGUAAUUGGAAUAUUUUUGUUCUAGAUAGAGUUGAGCCAUAAGAAAAGGAAACCUAGAAACUAGCCAGACUUGGAUUAUUUAGGCCAGAAAGAAUUGUACUGGGCAAGAACUUUACUUAAAAAACAAAAUUCUACUGAGCUGUAAAGUCUGAAACAGCCUCUUGGUCUCUCCUGGUCAUGAUGGACAAAUUGUUUUUCUAGUGAAAAAGAGAAAGAGCUACUUUGCUAUAGGUUACCCAGCCCUGAGCAUCUAGUGGAAAGGGGACUGGGAAUCUCCAAGAGUUAAAACUAAUUUUAUCUAUAACAAAGAUGUACCUUUAGCUGCCAGGAACUUCCCCCUUGGAACCAGGAUGGGAAUACUGGCUCAAAAAUGAGUAAUUAAAAGUUCUGGUUUUUGAGAGGUUAUAUAUUCUUUUCUUUUUCUGAACUUGAUUCUGGGUUUAGUUUGGUUACCUUUCAAACAAAAGUCUCUUCUAAGUUUGGACCCAGUUUAAUUUUUAAAAUAUAUUGAACUGUAUGAAAAUUUUACUUGAAAUUGUUUUAGAGAGUGGGAAAUCAAAGAACUAGGAAAAGGAGCAAAAGAUUAUAACCCAACAGCCUGAUGAGGAAAAUGGAGAAGUCCAUUUAUUAUUCACAAACUAAAGAGAACACACUUGAUCAAUAUGGGAAAUACUUUUUGUGCAGAAAUUCUGACAUCUUAAUCUGCUUCAGUCUGUACUGGCUCUCAGCUGUCAUCUUCCAUCAGUGUCUUAGGGAUUCCCUUUGUCUCUCUUAUGUCAGAUCUGUUUUUGGUUAAGUCCCAUUAUUUUCCUUUUCCUUGGUUUACUCUCACAUAUUGGGUUGAAGCACAUCCCCCAGUAGCUUGUGAAAAGGAAAAAUGAGAGGUAAGUAUUUUGAGACCUUGCAUGUUUGAAAAUGUUAUUUUACCCUUACAUUUGAUUGCUAUUUUGGCAGGGUAUAGAAUUCUCAAGUAGCCUCCAUGCCCAAUUUUGAAGGCAUCUGCUAGCUUCCAGGGUGACUACUGGAAGUCAGAUGCCAUUCUGUUCCUUAUCUUUUGUAUAUAUGACCCGUUUUUCUCUCUCUUGAAGCUUAUAGCAUUAUCUUUGUCCCAGUGUUCUGUUCCUGGUAAGGGUCCAUUCUCAUCCUGCAUACCAGGUGCUUGGUGGGAUCUUUCAAUCUGAAACCUGUGUCCUUCAGUUCUGGGAAAUUUUCUUGAACUAUUUCUUUAAUGAUUCCUCAUCCAUUUUCUCUUUCUAGAAUUCCUGUUAUUCAGAUGUUAGACCUCCAGGAUUGGUUCUCUGAUUUUCUGAUUUUUUUCCUCUUUAUUUCCAGCAGUGUCUUCUUGCUGUACUUUGUGGGAGAUUUUCUCAACUUAAUCUUCUAAUUUAUAUUGUUUUAUUUUUCUGGUCUCAUAUUUUUAAUAUUUAGAGCCCUCUUUGAAUGUUCUUUUAUUUAGUAACAUGCUAUUUUUGGUUCAUGAUUGCAGUAUCUUCUCUCUCAGAAUAUACUAUUUGUGUCUAUACACAUACACACAAAUUCAUUGAUUCAUAUCUAUAUUUUCUUCUUCCUGCAUAUUCUCUGACCUCCAAGGUUUAUUUCUUUGUUUGUUUUCCCUGUAUGUUUCCUUUGGUCUUUGUCUUUCUAUGGGCUUUCCUCAGAUAGUGAUCUUGGCAGUCUACUCAUGCUCAAGAGUGGAACCCUAAAAAGCUGAGAUUAUAAACUGAGAGUGGGGGUAGGGGCUCUUCAACUGCUUGAGCAUGACCUAGCUGAGCUAUUCAGUCUCUAAUUCAGUCUCUUUAGAAUUUUCUUUUGGGCUUGACAUGGAAUACUCUUCCUUCCUCCUGCUUGAAGGGCAAAAAAACUUGGCUACUGGAAUCUGCUUUUUUCUUUCUUUUUGCAGCCCCACUCUCUUGCUUCUGCAGUCCAUUUCUCUAAGACUAUCCAAGUUAUCCUUCUUAAUAUUCCCUUUUCUACUGUCCCUAAUUUGCUUCCUUUCUCUCUUUAAAACUUGCUCAAGGUGCAAGACCUCCAGAAGUUUUACUUUAAUUCCGCAGCAAAGCACCAACUAUUAUAUGCUUCUUUUCCAGAACAAAGUAUUUUUUAAUUUUAAUUUAAUUAUAUGCAUUUAUGUUCUCUAAUGUAUAUUUGUUACAUGCACUGGAAACCUCGUCUUGUAUGGUGCUGUGUACCCCAUGGGUGCUAAAUAAAGGCUUGCGACUAGCAACUGGAA